GGGCGGGAGGGAGGAGAGGGAACCAGUGGUGGCCCGGCUCGCGCCUACUCGGGCCCAGCAGCAAGCGGACAGCAUGCCGAGCCUCCUCAUCUGGAUCCUCACUCUCUCCGACACUUUCUCUCAAGCAGGGCUUUAGGAAUGCCUCUGGAGAGCUAUAGCACAUGUCUAAUGAACUGCCAAUCAAGCCUGCUCCCCAAGAAGCCCAGGUUUCUGAAUCAGAAGAUGUGGGCUCCACGCUUAGCCAUUGCUUAUCUCAUCUCUGUGACUUUGGUUUUGGCUUUACCUGGGACCCAGACUCGCUUCAGCCAGGAGCCAGCUGAUCAGACUGUGGUGGCUGGACAGCGGGCUGUGCUGCCGUGUGUGCUCCUCAACUACUCUGGGAUUGUACAAUGGACCAAGGAUGGGCUGGCUCUUGGCAUGGGCCAGGGCCUAAAAGCCUGGCCACGGUACCGGGUCGUGGGCUCUGCGGACGCUGGCCAAUACAACUUGGAGAUCAUAGAUGCCGAACUCUCUGACGAUGCUUCCUAUGAGUGCCAGGCGACAGAGGCUGCACUGCGCUCCCGGCGGGCCAAACUCACAGUGCUCAUUCCUCCAGAGGACACAAAGAUUGAUGGCGGCCCUGUGAUUCUGCUGCAAGCAGGCACCCCCCACAACCUCACAUGCCGAGCCUUUAAUGCCAAGCCUGCUGCCAACAUCAUUUGGUUCCGUGAUGGGACACAGCAGGAGGGGGCUGUGGCUACCACGGAACUACUGAAGGAUGGGAAAAGGGAGACUACAAUCAGCCAGCUGCUCAUUCACCCCACAGACCUGGACAUCGGUCGCGUGUUCACCUGUCGCAGCAUGAAUGAGGCCAUCCCCAAUGGCAAGGAGACAUCCAUUGAGCUCGAUGUACACCAUCCUCCUACAGUGACUCUGUCCAUUGAACCCCAGACAGUGCAGGAGGGCGAACGAGUCAUCUUUACAUGCCAGGCCACAGCCAACCCUGAGAUCCUGGGCUACAGGUGGGCCAAAGGGGGGUUCUUGAUUGAAGAUGCCCAUGAGAGUCGUUACGAGACAAAUGUUGAUUAUUCCUUCUUCACGGAGCCUGUGUCUUGUGAGGUCUACAACAAAGUGGGGAGCACCAACGUCAGCACUUUGGUGAAUGUUCACUUUGCCCCACGGAUUGUAGUUGACCCAAAGCCCACAACCACAGACAUUGGCUCUGAUGUGACCCUCACCUGUGUCUGGGUUGGGAACCCCCCACUAACCCUUACUUGGACCAAGAAGGACUCAAACAUGGGGCUCAGGCUUCCUGGCUCCCCACUCGAGGCUAAUCUCUCUGCCCAGGUCCUGAGUAACAGCAAUCAGCUGUUGCUGAAGUCAGUGACCCAGGCAGAUGCUGGCACCUAUACCUGCCGGGCCAUCGUGCCUCGAAUCGGAGUGGCUGAGCGAGAGGUACCACUUUAUGUAAAUGGACCCCCUAUUAUCUCCAGCGAGGCGGUGCAGUUUGCUGUGCGAGGUGACGGUGGCAAGGUGGAGUGCUUCAUUGGGAGUACCCCACCUCCGGAUCGAAUUGCUUGGGCAUGGAAGGAGAACUUCCUAGAGGUGGGGACCCUGGAGCGCUACACUGUGGAGAGGACUAACUCAGGAAGUGGUGUGCUGUCCACACUCACCAUCAACAACGUCAUGGAGGCUGACUUCCAGACCCACUACAACUGUACUGCUUGGAACAGCUUCGGGCCAGGCACUGCCAUCAUCCAGUUGGAAGAAAGAGAGGUGUUACCUGUGGGCAUCAUUGCUGGGGCCACCAUUGGUGUAGGCAUCCUGGUCAUCUUCUUCUUUGUUGCCUUAGUGUUCUUCCUCUACCGACGUCGCAAAGGCAGUCGAAAGGAUGUGACCUUGAGGAAGCUAGACAUCAAGGUAGAGACGGUGAAUCGGGAGCCACUCACAAUGCAUUCUGACCGGGAAGAUGAUGCUGCCAGCAUUUCCACAGCAACUCGGGUCAUGAAGGCCAUCUACUCGUCCUUUAAGGAUGAUGUGGAUCUGAAACAGGACCUGCGCUGUGACACCAUCGAUACACGGGAAGAGUAUGAGAUGAAGGAUCCUACCAAUGGUUAUUACAAUGUGCGUGCCCACGAAGAUCGCCCGUCCUCCAGGGCCGUACUGUAUGCGGACUACCGUGCCCCUGGCCCUACACGUUUUGAUGGCCGCCCGUCAUCUCGCCUCUCCCACUCCAGUGGCUAUGCCCAACUCAAUACAUAUAGCCGGGCCCCUGCCUCUGACUAUGGCACAGAGCCCUCACCUUCUGGCCCUUCUGCUCCAGGUGGCACGGAUACAACCAGCCAGCUGUCCUAUGAGAACUAUGAGAAAUUCAACUCCCAUCCUUUCCCUGGGGCAGCCGGGUAUCCUACCUACCGUCUAGGCUACCCCCAGGCCCCACCCUCUGGCCUGGAGAGGACCCCCUAUGAAGCUUAUGACCCUAUUGGCAAGUAUGCCACAGCCACUCGAUUCUCCUACACCUCUCAGCACUCAGACUAUGGCCAGCGAUUUCAGCAGCGCAUGCAAACUCAUGUGUAGAGGCUGGAAUCUGGCUGGGGUAUCUCUGCGGGGCAGAGGAGAAGGCUUCCCAGGUCUUCCCUGACAUUCAGGGACAUUGCUCAUUGCUCCUUUCUAGGACCCAGCCUUCCUCCUCCUGCUGUCACAAAUAAGGAGCAGGUCUCCCAGUAACACCCAUUCCAAGGACGGUGCUCUGGGCAUGCCCCAGUCUCCCAGGCCUGCUGAGCUCUUUUUCAGGAGGCUGUCUCUACUGACCUUGAUUCAUACCUGACCCAAGCAUGGGCACGGGGAAGUGGAGGUUGGGGUUGGGGGAGAAGGGGAUAGGAGAGGAGGAGAAAGGAGAAGAGAGCACAUAAUUUUAUCAUUUCCUUUCUGUCCUGCUCCUCUGAUCACCCAUAAGUGGGCAUGGAGAUAUGCUGAAGUGAGCAAGCUUUGUCCGAGGUGGCUCUAGUCCAGACAGCUGGAAUGCAGGGCAGUCCACAAGUCCCGCUCUUGAUUUCAUUCAUACCUUGUGUUCAUCUUUCCCAUCUCAGGGGAUUGCAGAUGGGACAAUGGGUUCAAAUCUUUGGUCAGUUGAGAUCAAAAUGCCAGUUACUGUGGUUAUUUACUGUGACUCUUUGAGUGCAGAGGGCUCCAGAAAUCCCCAGUAGCACUUCUCCCCUUCUUUUUAACUUUGUGGUGGACCAGCCAGAUGUGUCCUGGAUGUGAGCGAAGAAUGGUCGGGACCAUGUACUGGUCGGCUGGCCAGGGACCACUGUGUGUUGCAUGACAGAUCCCAGAUCCAACAGUAGUGGAACCACACAGCUCUACUACUUCAUGUUAUCCGUCCCACUUUUUGGUAUUAACUUUUGAGCUUUGGAGAAUAAGGUAGGGCAGAGGUGUCAUGGAGCUAUUUUUUUCAAAGGCAAUAAAAACCCUCAUUUGGAAAGAAAAGCUGUAGGGGUUUUCCCCUCCAUGCACAAGUCCCUAUGCAACGAAAAGGGGCACCUGUCCUCCAGCAGGCUCCUAACACCUUGCAUUAUUCUGAGUCUCCAAGCACUUUGAAUCUUAUUUUUUUACAUCCAGUGGUCAGACCUGCCUAGAUGUUAGAGUUAAGCAGUCCUGAACCUUGAACACUGCUAUCCUACCUUGGGACUCACCCUAGUUAGAGUUCACCUUGCAGGUAGCAUGGCAAAUGCUUUAUCCAGACAAAUUUUGGUUUUGUCUCAUCCUUACCCCACCCCUAGGCCAAUCAGAUGUUUUCCAUUUUCAGUGCCUUGAGCGUCAGGUUUGUGAUGCUGUCCCUGAGUAGAAAGCAGGAACUUGUGAGCUUCAGAUUGUCCUGUGUUAGCAUCCAAGGAGAGAUAAGGCUCUACAAAAAACUUUUUACUGAUCUAGAAGGAAUCCCCAGUGCAGAAGAACACUGUAGGCAUUGCAUUCCAUAACCCAUGUUUUCCCUUCCCGUGCAGCAUACACAUAACCACACACACAUUCCAUACCACUUCUCGUCUACCACCUUCUGACCAAAGAUAAUCUGUAACUCCUGUUUCAGCCUCAGUUUCCCAAGAAACUUCUGUCCAUCUGGAGUCUACUGCCAUCCUGGAGUCAACUGUCCACCCUCCUACAGAGACCUACAAGAUGGAAGGGAGUAUUCUCAGAAUUCUCCUUGCCUUUUCACAUUGGUCACCACUCAUCAGUCAUGUUUACUUUCAUGAGUUACAUGCUCAUCAGCCACGGUCCAUCACUAACCUUAUAGAUGGGGCUGUCGAGUGACUAUCUCCUUUCUGAGAAGGACUGGGUUGUAAAGGGCUCCAUUUCCAACCUGGCAGACAGCCUCUGCUUCCUCUUCUAUUCCAAUAAAUACAUCCACACAGAGUGGUCCUGUUCUGUAGCGUUGACAGGCUUGUCGCUGUAUUCCAGUUCAGAAGACUCACACUUGCAGAGCCUUUUCAUGAGAAGUCAGCAAGGCAAUGUGUUUACAGAGUAGGUUCUUGUGAAUAUGAAUUCAUGCAAGUUUUUAAAUUUUAUUGACACCUGAAACUGUGGGUGAUCUGAACACUUUAAAGUCUAAGUAGAGUGGCAUUUUAAGCAGCAAUACUCCCUAAAACAAUCAUCUUGUUUGGGGUUUGGCUUGAUUCUCAUAUUUCUCUCUGAUUUAAGCAGUAGAUCCCUCCCAUGCAAACAAGAGCAUCACUAAAGUCAAGCCCUGCCGGAAGUCUGUGGGUAUCAAGCACAGGGAGCAGCAAUGGAGACAGUCUCGUCUCCUGCCACUCAUAUUCUGCAAUCGGAGUCAGGGGUGGGCCAGGCUGAAUGGCCAGUGGGAUUGCAUGUCUAGGUAGUUGAAGGCCCCCUUAAUCACGGAACUCUACCACCUGCCAGUUGGUACCAGCAUAUUUGUACCCUGUUACUUGAUGAUGUUAAGCACCCCAAGUGUUAUUGCUUUAUUUGAGAGAAUAAGGAGUCAAGAGAUCCAUGAUCCCAUUCUGCAGCUGCCAUUUGCUCAGUAACCAUGAUCUGACCUCUGUUCUUGUUGCCUCCAAUUUUCUGGUCUUUACCUACAACUAUUCUGUGUUGGCUGUGCUCAUCUGGGGAUUGCCCAUCCAUCCAAAGAACUCAGGAAAAGUAAGCAGUCCAGGUGAGGGUUGGGGCAGGGGAGGCCUGCCUGUACCACAAGCUUCACCCUAACCCUGAGUGAAAUGGACCAAUCUGGGUUGUUGUGGUCAUGGUAGGGCUCAGUUUCCUCUGCUGUGGAUGCAGACUGCAGCAGCACAUAGGCUAUAAUGAAGCUGCCUUCCACAUGGUCUUCAGGGAUGGUCAUCUGGCAAAGGCAGCGCUCCCUGCUUAUCAAGCUGAAGCCUAUGGUCCCAGAAGUCAGGAGUGAGAGUGGCUAACACCUUCCUGUAGGCUGAAAGGGGAGCUGGUAGAAGAAGGGGUUUAGUGACUUUAACAAACUUUGCAUAUGCAAAAAGUUCUUGUGGCUCUGGUUAGGCCUUACUCUUUUUAGAGAGCCCAGCCUGAUUACUGAGUCCUGGGACUCCCAUAGUCUAACCACAGAAUACACACAAGGCAAACAAAGCCUGCCAUGAGAGAAAGGAACAUAGUCAGGGAAGGUAGCAGUGCACAACUCACAAAAUGUCUGGGUCAGAAUGAGAAAGAUGAGCUCUGUUCACAUGAUUAUGGGUGAUAGGCUUUCCUCAUGCUGGCAAUGGCUUUCCUCCUACGUGACAGGAAUUUCUGCCCUGUGGGAGGGAGCACACAGACCUGUAUUUUGUCCCUUAUGUUCUGUUCACAUGUGGGUGCUCCUGGGUUCCCUAAGAUGGAAUUGGUGGCCCCUGUAUACUUCACUUGGCCCACUACAUAGCAAUGUUAGGCAAUGGGGGUUAAUAGAAACUCCUGUUAAAGUCAAAGACCCUGUUUGGACAUGUGGAGUCUACUGGCUCACUCACUGCCUCAUCCUGCUGUGUGAGCAGUUCUGUUCCUAUGGAUGAAUUACAUGACCUCCCAAGGCCACUGCAGGCCCCGAAGAACUUGGCUUCCCUCCUAUUUUAUUUAUAUGGAAUCUAAGCCAGGCCCGCUGUGCACCUAUAGAGCCAAGGGAAUAGCUGGUAAUAUAACACUGAGGUUCACAGACCUCAAGGCUCCAUUGGUGAGCUGUUGACUGUUGUGAAAGGACUAUAAAACUGUCCCCUAAGCAUAGCAUCUCUUUCUCCCUGCAUCUGUCCCAUCUCCCCUGCUAUUUUUCCUUCUCUUGUAAAGGCAGUGCUUUCUGGCUAGUGCUGGGUAAUCUUUGGCAACUGGGCCAGUGGAGAAGACUGAGGCAUCUGGCCUGGCAGAGUAUGGAUUUGAGAGGAGGAUACAGCAUUAAAUUUGUCCUGCAUCAGUGAGGGAACCCCAGGGCCCUUUCCCAGAGGAAAAUAAUUGCUGCACAGAAGACAGAGGCUAUACCAGGAAGUUCUGGUGCAAACCUGCCAUUUACAAUUGUAAUGUUUUGUGUGCAUAGAAUGCCACUUACUGGUCUUAGUAGACCCCUCCAUCUUAGCUGUUUACCAUCCCCAAACAUUGGCCUUUGCAAACUGGUUGUCAGGUUCUUCUGUUGGCUUCAGGAGCUGUCCAUGGCCCCUGAGAACACCAGGACUCUUGGGAGAGAGCAUUCAAUUUGGUAAUACAACAAAGGUAGGCUCUUUAGCAAAAGUGACCAAGAAGGCCGUGCUGCCUCCACUUUUAACAGCCCAGCACUUUGGGCAUCAAACUGUCUACCCCAGUCAUUCCUGGGAUUGCAAUCUCCAUUUCUAAUGCCAGUUGAAUUUUCGCUACCAAAAUUCUCAUCAUAAAUGGAUCCAUGAUGAUAACUAAGAGAAAAAAGUAUUUUUGUUAGGACAAACCAUCAUAGAUUAUGUAUCUGUGUGUCCUUCACACCUUUUCCUAUUCUGACAUUUUUUCUUUUUUUAAAAAAAAUAUUGUGUACUAUAUUUUUAGCCUCAAACACACUAUAUAUUAUAUAUUUAAUUUUAUAUAUAUAAAUAUAAAUGUUUUAAAAAGUA
This is a messenger RNA of Arvicola amphibius (Eurasian water vole), 7055 nucleotides long. It is a transcript of the gene Kirrel1, whose product is annotated as kirre like nephrin family adhesion molecule 1. Gene Ontology annotation, cellular component: cell-cell junction. The record is from RefSeq and is a predicted model, not a curated record. Lineage: Eukaryota; Metazoa; Chordata; Mammalia; Rodentia; Cricetidae. The coding region runs from base 139 to 2556 and encodes 805 amino acids. Gene Ontology annotation, biological process: cell-cell adhesion. The transcript has 16 exons. Gene Ontology annotation, molecular function: cell adhesion molecule binding.